AUGGCAGCAGACCUCGAACUCAAUGCUUCCGCCUGGCCCCGCCCCCUCAUGAACGCCACCUGUGCGCCAGAGGUGGCAGGGGCGUGGCCGCGUGGCCUCCUCCACCUGGUUCUGGUCACCGCGGUAACCAUCUCGCUGAGCGGCGUCACCGUGCUGGGAAACUUCCUGGUCCUGCUGUCCGUCAAGGUGAACCGUCGCCUGCGGACCGUCAACAACUACUUCCUGCUGAGCCUGGCCGUGGCCGACCUGCUGGUGGGCGUGGUCUCCAUGAACGUGUAUGUGCUCUAUGCGGUGUGUGGCUACUGGCCCCUAGGGGCCGUCCUGUGUGACCUGUGGCUGGUGGUGGACUACGGCGUGAGCGCGGCGGCCGUGCUGAACCUGCUCGUCAUCAGCUUGGACCGCUUCUUCUGUCUGACCCGUCCACUCAGCUACCCGUCUAGGCGGACAGGUAAGAUGGCUGCCCUGAUGAUCGCGGCCGCUUGGCUGCUGUCCUUUGCCCUGUGGACGCCCGCCAUCAUGUGCUGGCAGACAUCUGGCGGCGAGCGCCUUGUCCCGGAGGACGAGUGUUACCCGCGUCUGCUCGCCAGUCCGGUCGUGACCCUCGGGACUGCCCUGCCUGCCUUCUUCCUGCCCGCCCUCGCCAUGGUGGGCCUCUAUGGACACGUGUCUGCCGCCAGCUGCCGGCGCCUCAGUGCGCUCCGCCAUCCACAAGCGGGUGACUCUGGGACGUCCAGCUCGUCCCCACAGAGCUUUCCCCCGAAACGUCGAGGCGAGCCCACAGGUGACCCCGUGUCACAGUCUCGGCGCCAAUGGCGGUUUGGCGACUUCAAACUCAGGAUGCAUCGGGCGGCAUCCACGGGAAGUGACAUGUCAGAAAGGACGGGCGUCUCGCCACGUCCAUCGGGCAAAGACGACGACUCUUCCUGCUCCCGAAAGCGCAAGUCGACCUCCUCCUCGACGCGACGCAGGAUCGUGGUCAGGGAGAGAAGAGUCACGUGGACCAUCCUCACCAUCUUGCUGAUCUUCAUCGUCACCCGUGUGCCGCACAACGCCAUGGCGCUGGUCGUUGCCUUCUGCCACGUGCGCAUCCCCCACUUUCUGUGGCAGGCGGGGCGCUGGAUGGCUUACCUCAACAGCGCCCUCGACCCCGCCUGCUACGCCCUCUGCAGCGCCACCUUCAGGACCACCUUCUGCCGCCUGCUGCGGUGCCGCCGCCACCGAGCACCUUGA
Molecule: messenger RNA, 1230 nt
Organism: Nerophis lumbriciformis (worm pipefish)
Lineage: Eukaryota; Metazoa; Chordata; Actinopteri; Syngnathiformes; Syngnathidae
Product: muscarinic acetylcholine receptor M4-like
Biological process (GO): chemical synaptic transmission; adenylate cyclase-inhibiting G protein-coupled acetylcholine receptor signaling pathway; G protein-coupled receptor signaling pathway, coupled to cyclic nucleotide second messenger
Cellular component (GO): dendrite; plasma membrane; synapse
Molecular function (GO): G protein-coupled serotonin receptor activity; G protein-coupled acetylcholine receptor activity
Source: RefSeq, a predicted model, not a curated record